This is a messenger RNA of Coffea eugenioides, 1244 nucleotides long. RefSeq lists its product as uncharacterized. The transcript has a single exon. Lineage: Eukaryota; Viridiplantae; Streptophyta; Magnoliopsida; Gentianales; Rubiaceae. The record is from RefSeq and is a predicted model, not a curated record. Bases 55 to 1107 code for a protein of 350 amino acids.
CUGUCCUUUCUUCUCGUCUUCCUUGAGAAUUCAAAAUAAAAAAAAAAAUAAAAAAUGGGCUGCAUUUCCUCCACCCUCCUGACCCAUGACGACCCUGACUUCUCCCAAAUCGGCGGCUCCUCCUCCGCCUUUGCCCACCACAUUGUCAAGCUCACCUCCACCACUUACGGUCUCUUGACUCUUGACCCCCCGCCACCACCUUCCUCCGACCUCGCCUCUCCCGCCGGCACCAUUGUUCCCCCGACCCCGCCUCCUGGCUUCACUCUCAGUCUCACCUCACUGUCCUCCGAUCUCAGGUCACCCCUCAAACCCGACGACGACAUCAUCAACUCUUGGGAGCUCAUGGCUGGCCUCGACUCCACUCCACCUCCUCACCACCCUAGCUUCCGAUUCUCCCCUACUCCUUCCAUUUCCACCUCCACCACCAAAGAAAACUCGAACCCGAAUCUACCCUCCUGCUUCACUCAAUCCAACCAAAUCCCCACCUCACACGACCCCCGCGACGCCGUUUUAGCUCCCUCAAGGAGUUGCUCCUCCUCAUCCCUUUCCCUGGAUGAAUUUGAAAAGCUCUGCCCUCCUAAUGGGGAAUCUAAAGUGGUGAUAUACACCACCACGCUGAGGGGCAUCCGCAAGACCUUUGAAGCUUGCAAUGCCGUGAGGUCUGCUAUUCAGGGGUAUGGAGUUCUGAUUUGCGAAAGAGACGUUUCCAUGGAUAGAGGGUUUAGGGAUGAGCUCAGAGAACUAAUGCUGAUGAUCAAGCCUAGACCCUGUCACAGUGGUAAUUCUAGUUUGAUGAUACCUCCCAGGGUAUUCAUAAAAGGGAGAUACAUUGGCGGGGUGGAGGAGGUCAUGAGAAUAGCUGAAGAUGGGGCUUUGGGGGGUUUGCUUGCGGGGUUGCCCAAAUUGAGACUCGGGCAUAAUAAUGUUUGCGAUGGCUGUGGGGGUGCCAGGUUCUUGCCUUGCUUUCAGUGUAACGGCAGUUGUAAGAUGGUGUCUCCAAUGGAGGAUGAGAUGGAUCAAACCCACAAUUCCCUGGAGCGGACUGUGGUGGUCAGGUGCUCUCAUUGUAAUGAGAAUGGCUUGGUUCUCUGUCCCAUUUGUACCUAGCUAGUCUCAUUGUACCUCAAAAUUACUGCUACUACUAUAACUAUGCUCCAGUUAACAUGACCAUGGAUUUCUUUUAUCCGGUUGCCUCACCAUGUCGCUCAUUCUUUGAUAUUACAUCUGCUAGUGCCCUGUUUGAA